CAAAUUUCAAACGUCAACUGGAAUCGAUAAACGAGCUGGUAGCCAAAAGGAGACGGUGCCCAGUAGCCGCACUUACGAAAAGUGCUGCGCUUUGACACGGAAUUACACGGUGUGGACGUUAGUUUUUGGGAAUAGUCUGCUUUGGUAACAUGAGAGUGAGUGAAGUCCAUGCUGCGGAGUCUGUUGCCUACCUCAACAGAGCUCUGGGCAAGUUACGGGAUAUAUGGGAAGAAAUGGGAAUUUCAGAGGAUCAACGCCUCCAGAGAACUAAUGUGGUUCACAGGCACAUCAAAGGUAUGCUGGACUUAAUGAUAGUCGAAGAAGAGGAGCUCAAAAAGCGAGUCAUGAAAAACAUUGAAUCCUACCGCAAAGAACUUCAUCUACUGUGCAGUGAACUUCAGAUGCCCCCCUUUGAGGAGGAAGAGGGCUGCACUAUGUUGCAGCUGGAGAAGAACAACCGCACUCGUCUGGAGCAGAUGAAAGAGCAGAAGAGGCAGAGAAUGGACAACCUCAAGAGUCUUGUUGGCAAAGACCGCGAACUAUGUGACAUCAUGUGCACCACCCCCUUCAGCAUCGACCGCGAGUCAGUUCCAUCCCUGAAGCAACUAGAUGACUACCGUGCCCAUGUUAAUGCCCUCACCGAGGAAAAGGACCGUCGUCACGAAGAAUUUGUGAGUGUCAAGAAGGAGAUAAUUGCAUGCAUGGAUGAUCUGGAGCGUCAGGCUGAGACUGCCUUUGAAAAGGACGUGAUGUACGAGAACGAGGAGGCCUUCUGUCUCUCCACCGACAACAUCGGCGCGCUGAAACAACUCCUUGGCCAGCUGCGAGAGCGCAAGGCGGAGAAUGUUGUGCUGUGCACAGCGCUUCGCACUAAAGCUCGGGAACUGUGGGACAGGCUGCAGAUCCCCCUGCAGGAGAGAGAGAACUUGUCCGAGCACAUGAUCAAGUCCAAGAAGAGCAACAUUGAGGCACUCCAGGCUGAGGUCCAGCGUCUUGAACUGCUCAAACUACAGAGUAUGAAAAGUGUCAUCGAGGCCGUCAGGAAUGAGAUCUUGCUUUACUGGGAAACGUGCUUCUACAGUCAAGAACAGCGCCAGGCUUUUCUUCAUUAUCAUGACGAGGACUUCACCGAGGAGCUUCUCAACCUGCACGAGGCAGAAGUCAACACUUUGAAGAGCUACUUUGAAGACCACAAAGAACUGUUUGAAGGCGUCGCAAAAUGGCAGGAGAACUGGGCCGUGUAUUUGGAACUAGAAAGGAAAGCUAAUGAUAUGUCCAGGUUCAACAACAGAGGUGGGAACCUUUUGAAGGAGGAGAAGCAGCGAAGUGACCUGCAGAAAAGUUUGCCCAAGCUUGAAAAGACUCUGAAGGCCCAAAUAGAUUCUUGGGAGCAAGAGCAAGGCAAAGAGUUCUUUGUCAAUGGACAGAAGUUUCUGGAUUAUGUGCAGCAGCAGUGGGAGCAGCACCACAGCGAGAAGGAGAAAGAGAAAAUGGAACGGCAACUGAAGAAGAGCAGACAGACUCAGGAGGACAUGUUGUACGGAACUGCUGUGAGGACGCCAUCCAAAAGGCGCAUCGUCGGAAACGGCACACCAGGCAAACAAAGAAAGAUGGGAACGUCGACCAUCUCCACGCCAGUCAGCUUCCUCGGUUCAGGCUUUGGGGGAACUAUGUGCCAGUCUUCCAUACAGAGGCCACCUCUGUCUGCCAGUAAGGGUCUUGGCCUGCGAACCCCCGGGCACUCAAAGGUCACCCGCGCACUUGAGCGCAACAAGGAAAACCUUCACCGAAAUACUCCAUGUGGUGCACUCAGGUCUCAGGAUACUCAAGAUUGCACCUUUAAUGCCGUCGCUGGCUCCUAUUCGGAAUUUGCGCGGGACCUGUCAAAGGCUUCCAAAUCGAAUGUGAAGUCCGGACUGCUCAACUCGACUGUCAGUCAACAGUGACCAAAGUCUUCCAGCUCUGCUGUUUGUGUGGAGAAACUUUUCGAAUGCAUUUUUUUCCCCCCAACCCAA
Molecule: messenger RNA, 2015 nt
Organism: Hippocampus comes (tiger tail seahorse)
Lineage: Eukaryota; Metazoa; Chordata; Actinopteri; Syngnathiformes; Syngnathidae
Product: protein regulator of cytokinesis 1-like
Exons: 14
Coding region: 150-1946 (598 amino acids)
Biological process (GO): mitotic spindle midzone assembly; microtubule cytoskeleton organization
Cellular component (GO): mitotic spindle midzone; cytoplasm; spindle
Molecular function (GO): microtubule binding
Source: RefSeq, a predicted model, not a curated record